Fusarium oxysporum Fo47 is the source of this 412-nucleotide messenger RNA. RefSeq lists its product as uncharacterized. The coding region runs from base 114 to 359 and encodes 81 amino acids. The transcript has 2 exons. NCBI's taxonomy places the organism in Eukaryota, Fungi, Ascomycota, Sordariomycetes, Hypocreales, Nectriaceae. The record is from RefSeq and is a predicted model, not a curated record.
CUUUCAGUAUGUUCAUGCUUGAGUUGUUCUUUCAUAAAAUAGUAUUCACUUUUCCACCUCUCCACUGCUUGACAAGCUGGAAUUGCAGGAAUACUAGUUAAGUUCGUCGGCUCAUGUUCAAGCAUAGUCGAUGGGAAAUCCAUUGGCUAAUUAUACUGAUGAUUAUCAUCAGUGUAUCCUCAACUCCAGAAAGCGACUCAUACUACCUAUAUUAUAUCUGGCUCCAUACUCCAAACCAGUUCCCAAAUAUCACAGAAAGCAUCUGCUUCGCUUUUAGCCCCUUCCUCCAAAAGAUACCCCUAGCGCCCACAUUGAUCGUAUUGAAUACACGACAGAUCGAGUCGAAUCGAACGAAAUAGUUACUCGCUGAAGGAUAAUGUUUUGUUGCUCAUUUCCAAGCUUAGCUUGAAGG